AUGAGGUUGGGGAGCGGCAGAGUCGGCCUUUUCCGCCCGCUCCCCCCUCCCCCCGAGCGCCGCUCCGGCAGCACCGCGCUCGCUCUGAGCUCCGUGCUCCUAAGCUAGUGCAACCGUUGUCUCCCUCCAGUCGCCAUCAUGAUCAUCUACCGGGACCUCAUCAGCCAUGAUGAGAUGUUCUCCGACAUCUACAAGAUCCGGGAGGUCGCGGACGGGCUGUGUCUGGAGGUGGAGGGGAAGAUGGUCAGUAGGACAGAGGGUAACAUUGAUGACUCGCUCAUUGGUGGAAAUGCCUCCGCUGAAGGCCCUGAGGGCGAAGGUACCGAAAGCACAGUAGUCACUGGUGUGGAUAUUGUCAUGAACCAUCACUUGCAGGAAACCAGCUUCACAAAAGAAGCCUACAAGAAGUACAUCAAAGAUUACAUGAAGUCAAUCAAAGGGAAGCUUGAAGAACAGAGACCAGAAAGAGUAAAACCUUUUAUGACAGGGGCUGCAGAACAAAUCAAGCAUAUCCUUGCUAAUUUCAAAAACUAUCAGUUCUUUAUUGGUGAAAACAUGAAUCCAGAUGGCAUGGUUGCUCUGCUGGACUACCGCGAGGAUGGUGUGACCCCAUAUAUGAUUUUCUUUAAGGAUGGUCUAGAAAUGGAAAAAUGUUAACAAAUUUGGCUGUUUGGAUCUAUCACCUGCUCGUCAUAACUGGCUGGCUGCUGCUGUUCAUCCACACAACACCAGGACUUAGACAAAUGGGACUGAUGGCAUCUUGAGCUCUUCGUUUUGAUGUUGAUUUGUUUGGAGUGGAGGCAUUGAUUUGAGGAAAAAAAAAAAACAUGUCAUGUAGGUUGUCUAAAAAUAAAAUGCAUUUAAACUCAA
Molecule: messenger RNA, 870 nt
Organism: Eubalaena glacialis (North Atlantic right whale)
Lineage: Eukaryota; Metazoa; Chordata; Mammalia; Artiodactyla; Balaenidae
Gene: TPT1
Product: tumor protein, translationally-controlled 1
Exons: 6
Coding region: 139-657 (172 amino acids)
Cellular component (GO): cytoplasm
Molecular function (GO): calcium ion binding
Source: RefSeq, a predicted model, not a curated record